UGUGGAUAGACAAUUGAUUGCACUCUAUACAGACCCCAGUUGAUAAGAUCGAAGACCCACUGGGAGAAAGAUCCCUGGAAAAACAUGGUGAUCUGCAAUAUACCAUCAAGUAUCAUCAGUCAAUACGAUACGGUAUGUACGGUAUCAGCCACCUUGGUAUGCAGCAAAUCCAUUCCUCCGUCAGCUUAUCUUUCUAUAAGACCUCUUAUACUUCAGACACAUUUACUACUGUGACAAAAAAACUCUAUAUCCAAUCUACAGAUCCUUCAUCUGGACCAUAGUGGUGCCAACAGCACACACGCCUAUCAUUCCCCUCCAGAUCUACUCACCCGCCACUAAACAUCCCCUCCAUCAACCGCAUGAUCCACUCGCCAGCUCCAGCUCCCAACUCCCGACUCAAGCUUCUCUCCAAUGUCAACAUCCACACCUCCAAACCUAGAGCUGAUCCUUUCCACAACCCCAUCUACCUAUCUACCCAGUAAAGCUGUGCAGCCUUCAUGAGCGAGCUGCAAAAAUCCUUUGCCAAGUCCAGACUGGCCAAGCUGCCUCUCCAACCGCCAACCGGGCCGUCCAUGCAACCCCUCGACGAGGAGGUCAGUCACGACGAUGACUCUUCCUCAACCUCGUCCACAGGGACGAUAGUUCCCUCACCCAGCAGACAACUGUUUGCAAGGCCAGGACGCGGAUCCGUCCAACAAACAACCCUUCCCUGGACAGACUACUUCACCCAGGAGCUCUAUCUUACACAAAUAGACACAUCCAACAACACCAAGAUUACUCACCAUGUCUACCUCACACCACCAGCAGACUCCUCCAGUCCUCUCUUCGUCAUGCACCACGGCGCCGGCUCAUCCGGUCUAUCAUUCGCCGCAUGCGCCGGGGAGAUCCGCAAGAUCAUCCCCAAAGCCGGAAUCUUGUCCAUAGAUGCCCGCGACCACGGCAGCACGGCAGUCACCCACGCCUCAGGCGAGGAUGGGGACGAGGGCAUCGAGCUAGAUCUAAGCCUCGAGACGCUGAACCGGGACCUCGUAUUCGUGGUCCGCGAAACCCAGACCCGAAUGGGCUGGGAGAGCCUCCCCGAUCUGGUCCUUGUCGGCCAUAGUCUAGGUGGUGCGGUGAUCACCGAUGUAGCCAGACAGGGCGAGCUGGGAAGUAAAGUACUAGCAUAUGCAGUUUUGGAUGUUGUAGAGGGAUCCGCCAUGGACGCCCUCCAAAGCAUGGAAACCUAUCUCAUGACCCGCCCUUCGCGCUUCCCAUCCAUCACUUCGGGAAUAGAAUGGCACACCCGCUCCCGCACAAUCCGCAACAAAACCUCCGCCCGCGUCUCCGUCCCCUCCCUCCUCUACGAAGACCCCAACUCACCUGACCCCACCAAACCCUGGAUCUGGCGAACUAAUCUCUCCGCCACGAAACCCUUCUGGGAGAACUGGUUCGUCGGUCUAAGUCGCAAGUUCCUCGAUGCUCGUGGUGGGAAGUUACUCCUCCUAGCGGGGACGGAUCGUCUUGAUAAGGAGUUGAUGAUUGGGCAGAUGCAGGGUAAAUACCAACUACAAGUCCUGCCGGAAGCAGGCCAUUUCAUUCAGGAAGAUCAACCGGCCAAAACCGCGCAGAUUUUGGUAGAUUUUUAUAAGAGGAAUGACCGCAGUGCGUUGGUUUUGCCGCCUAAGGUGGCGGAUUUGCAGGCUUCGGCGGCGAUGAAGAAGGGGGCUGGGAGUGGUGCUGGUGCUGGUGCUGGUGUUGGGGGGCUGUUUAAGAAGAUAUAAAUAUAGUAUACCAUACUAGGUGUUGAAUAUAGGCUUAAG
Messenger RNA from Aspergillus vadensis CBS 113365, 1802 nucleotides. It is a transcript of the gene ppe1, whose product is annotated as putative ribosomal protein/carboxylic ester hydrolase (Ppe1). Gene Ontology annotation, molecular function: protein methylesterase activity. Lineage: Eukaryota; Fungi; Ascomycota; Eurotiomycetes; Eurotiales; Aspergillaceae. The record is from RefSeq and is a predicted model, not a curated record. Gene Ontology annotation, biological process: protein demethylation. The transcript has 5 exons. The coding region runs from base 498 to 1763 and encodes 421 amino acids.